CCACCCGAGCGAGCCCGGCCCUCCCGGCCCCGGCGCCGCCCGCCGCGCCGACGUGGCCGAGCGCACAGGUCUGCCGGGUCAGGUGGUUGGGUGACGCCCCGGGAAAGCGCUCCCCGCCGAGGGCGGGCGGCGCCGCCGCGCCGACGCCUCCGGGGGAGGGGACUUCGCGGGAGUCGCGGGCGGAGGCGAGGAGGAGCGCGGCGCGGCGGGCAGGCGUGCGAUCGGCGCGGGACUGUCGGCGGAGGCGCAGAGGACCGAGGCGGUGGGCGGGAGACAUGGACCGCGGCGAGCAAGGUCUGCUGAGAACAGACACAGUGCCCGAGGAAGGAGAAGAUGUUGCAGCCACGAUCAGUGCCACAGAGACCCUAUCAGAGGAAGAGCAAGAAGAGCUAAGAAGAGAACUUGCAAAGGUAGAAGAAGAAAUCCAGACUCUGUCUCAAGUGUUAGCAGCAAAAGAGAAGCAUCUAGCAGAGAUCAAACGGAAACUUGGGAUCAAUUCACUACAGGAACUAAAACAGAACAUUGCCAAAGGCUGGCAGGAUGUGACAGCAACAUCUGCAUAUAAAAAGACCUCUGAAACCUUAUCUCAAGCUGGACAGAAGGCAUCAGCUGCUUUCUCCUCUGUUGGAUCGGUCAUCACCAAAAAGCUGGAAGACGUAAAAAACUCCCCAACUUUCAAAUCAUUUGAAGAAAAAGUUGAAAACUUAAAGUCUAAGGUAGGGGGGACCAAGCCUUCUGGCGGGGAUUUCGGAGAAGUCUUGAAUUCAACUGCAAACGCAAGUGCCACCUCUACGGAGCCUCUUCCGGAGCAGACGCAGGGGGGCCUGUGAGGGGCUGACCCGCGAUGCCGCCCACUGCCAGCCGCUGCAAGCAGCAUCCAGGCACAUCAUGUCAACACUCAUUGCUCUCACUUCCACCGGAUGUGCUUUUCCUUAGCUUUACAUGUUCAUCUGACCAAAUAGUUUGUGGGUUGAACACAAUAAAAGUAUCUUCACGUCUGUUCCCUGGAAACACCCUUUCAUGUGCAUUUAAGGCUCGUCAUUUAGGAAACCCCAUUAUAAAACCACAUGUAAAAUACCUGGGGGUCCUCAUUAGAAUGAUCCAAGAAGCUUCAGGGUUCUCAUCACUGCUUUCCUACUUUAUAAAAUUGCUCUAGAUCUGGGAUGUCAGUUUGAUCUUUGUCUUCAAAAUGAUUUUCUUUGUUUUCUCUUUGAAUCUCCGUAUCUUUGAUUGCUAACUAAAAUUUGAAGUUUUCUGGUUAUUAAAAGUUCUGGCAUAAUUUUCUUUACCUCCAAGGGAAGAGUUACCAGCUACAAAAAGUAUUUUUGAGUAAACGUCGUCCUGGUACAAGGUAUCUUCUGUCUUGUGUGUCGGAAGAAAGCAGACCAAACAAAUCAGGUCUGCGUCCAAUUUGUUAUAGUUUGUGAGUGACAACAUGUACAGCAAUUCAAGCUCCUCGGUGACUUGAGAGUGGAAUCGUCUUAUCCUUGUCACCCUCUGUGACAGUAACCACGGUAGUGUGCUUAUUAUUAUGCCAUUUAUGUCAACUUAUUUUUCACAAGAUUUAAGUUUUAGUUUCAGAGUAAAUUGCAAAAUAACAUUCUGAAUUGAGCAUACUCGAUUUCAGUAGGUUGAAAUAUGAACACUCUCAACAAAUGUUCCUCUCAAAAGCCUGAAAGUUUUUUAGCUGUAAUAAUGCUAAAAUCAAUCACGUUAGGGGAAGCAUUGCUGUCUUCAUUUGAUUCAUUCAGCACCAUAUAAAAUUAAGCACACAAAGUUAUAUGACUAAUAGAACUUGAAAAGAUUUUAUACUAAGGGGUUGGUGGUAACUCCUGAGGAUCUAAUGCAUUAAUGAAAACCAGCUCAUUGUUUUUUACUUACUUGUUUUCGGUAUCUUAGAAAUUAUAAAAGGAUACUGCAGACAUUGCUCCCUAUUUUGAAAAAAUGGCAGGGUUGAAUGAACCAAAGCCUCUGAAAGUAUCUGCAUGGAGGCCAAGGUACUCUAUUCUAAUAGCUACUUAUUCAUCACUAUUACCUUUUCAUUAUUCUGUGUAUGGUAUGGCCUAUAAUGUUGUAUUUGUUAUUUAUCAAGUUGUGAUUGUUUUAUUGUUUAUGCCAAAUGUUAAUUGCCAAGCUUGGAGUGACCUAAGGCAUUUUUUUUUAAAAGCAUGACUAGAUUUACUUUAGGAUAAAUUAUCCUUUGAAAACCAAAUUUGAAGAGCCACAAGUGUUGAUUAAGUAACAUGCUGCCAUUCUUGAUUGCUAGAGCUUUUGUUAUAGCACUUUAGAUGCAACUAAAAAUAUGCUCUAUUAUAGUGAAAAGCCUAAUAAAUUCUGUAUAUCAGUAGUAUAGGUCUCAAUAUUUAUUGUGAGACCAAUGGUCUGGAAAUAGCUUGUAUUAAAGAAUCAACUGGUGUCUAUGCAAAACAACAAAAACAUUAUUUUUACUAUCCGCUUUAAAUCACUGCUUAAUGGUGUUAGACUAACAUAUAAGUUAUUUCCUUAAAGGGGCUUUGCGGCAAAUGUCCCAAUUGUUGAAGCAUUGUCCUGGAGGAGUGGGUCUGUAGAAAGUUUGUCUUUUUGUAGAAAUACUCUGGUUACUCAACAUAACUGUUAAAUUAUUUUUUUCUAAUUAGUCCUUCAUUUAAAAAGAAAGCACAUCAUCUUUUCAUUGCAUUGUUUCUUGGGUGUCCUGCCCUGUUACUAUCUUUCAACAAGACAAAAUGGAAUAAGAUGGCAGUUUCUUUAGCUGAGCGAAAUAUACUCAAAUCUUUUGACUUUCCAGUGAGAAAUGAUAGCAUAAGCGUUGGAAAAUGGGAUGGGUGUAUGUGGGUAUCGGUGAUGGUUGUGAAAGAAAUUGGAGAAUCACUUUUCCAGACGUCUUCCUGUACUUAAUGUUAAAAUGAUUUAAUCUAUCGCAAAGUACUCCGCAUUUUAAAAGAAGUAGUAAAAAGUAGCAAGAGGAUGAAUUUAGAAAAACAAACAUAUGGACUUAGAAAUAUUAUUCAAAAUAGUCUUUGUGGAAGAUUCAAUAUUAUGAAUUCACAGAUAUUUAAGAAAUACCAGAGAGAUCCUGGCCACUGUGUUGAAUUUUGUGUUUGACACUGUAGGAGAACAAUUUGAGAGUGAAAUACCAGAUUUUGAAGAAUUCAAGAAGUGUGAUAGAUGAAAAUAAUCCCCUGAAGUUAACUCCUUUUUAUGAAAGGUCUUCAAUUUAUGCAGUUUGUGGAAAAUAAAGCAAGAAUUCUUAUGCUUUUGAGGCCAAAGGAAAUCAAUGAAAGAGAGUAGAAUUCAUUGGAUUAUCAUUUUAGUAACUCAAACUAUUGAAAUAGAGAAAAUACAUCUUUAAUUUGGAAUCACUCUUUAUGGAUCUGUUAAAUGCACACUGUAUCUUUUUUUGUAUAGUAUUUGAAAACAAUAAAAAUACUGUAAUUUGGGUAUGGGGUCCUUUUGUAUGUAUUACCUGUCAAGGAAAGAGGUGAGUCCAUUAUACAACUUCUCUCCAGACACUUCAUAUUCUAGAUAUGGGGGAAAAAAAACCCAAGUAGCUAUAUGGAAUGAAGUGUAUCAAGCAUACGCUACAUGUCGACUCUUAAGCGACUAUCUGCUGUAUGUAGGCAAAGGAAUUGUUGCUGCAUAAAGUCCUAUGUCAGGACCACAUGUGUUUCUUUAUAGCUCUUAAGACCCAGAUGAAAAAUCAGAUUGUUUUGUGAAGAAACAUUUGGCUAUUAAUCCAUGACUCUGCUGACUGUGCUGUUUGGGAUUGUCUCUCCCUCUCUUUCUGCCCCUCCCCUGCUCAUUCUCUUUCAAAAUAAAUAAACAUAAAUGUAUAAAUAUAAAUAUAUAUAUAAAGCCAUCACUUCUGAGUAAACUUGCAAAACUUAUGCAAAUAAUUUCCAUAUUCUGAUUCUGAAAUCCAAGUGAACCCAAAUCAGAAUGAGACAAAAGAACUCACUCUUAGUUUGUAAGCCUCCAGAGGGCAGGGCCUGCAUGUACCUGUCACCUGCCAGGACUUCAUACUUAAAUAAAUACUAUUUGGUGACUAAAA
Messenger RNA from Hyaena hyaena (striped hyena), 4048 nucleotides. It is a transcript of the gene TPD52, whose product is annotated as tumor protein D52. NCBI's taxonomy places the organism in Eukaryota, Metazoa, Chordata, Mammalia, Carnivora, Hyaenidae. The coding region runs from base 276 to 830 and encodes 184 amino acids. The record is from RefSeq and is a predicted model, not a curated record. The transcript has 6 exons. Gene Ontology annotation, biological process: B cell differentiation. Gene Ontology annotation, cellular component: cytoplasm.